AUGGUUGUGUGUAUAUUUCAAACGAUCUUUUAUCUCUAUCUUUUGGAUUUCAUCAAUGCCAGUGUCGAAACUUUACAUUUCGAAAGUGGUUGUCUACGAGACUCGAAUAUGAUUCAACUACAUCUCCGUUGUUCACUAUACGAACAUAUCAAAAUCAUUCGAGUUAUUUAUGGUUAUUCAAAGCAACGAUCCACUCAUCAAUGUCAAUUCAGCAUCUACGAUUGUAUACAAGAAGGUGCAAGUCGAGCGAUUCUGUCAUGCCAUGGCAAACAAACGUGUAUUAUUAAUUUAACAAAGAAGGAGAUUCUUUCGACAACAGUGACAACCAAAGGUGUACCUGUGUGUUCGGAUUUUAACUAUGUUCAAGUGAACUUUGCUUGCAUUCCUGAUGCGAAUGACAUUUGCGAUAGUUGGAAAGACACGGGAGCUACUGUUCACUUAAGUCAUACACGUUCACGAGAUAAGCAAUUUAAUGAAUGUCAAUGUAAAGUACGAUCAUCGUUAUCCAACGGACAAGUAUUGCUUCAAGCCAAAGAAAUUAAUCGACAAUUCGACAAUUCCGAUGAGAGUCAUUCAUCGAAAUCUUCGAAUACAGAUUGUCGAAAGACAACUUAUUUAGAAAUCGCCACUGAUCGUUCCGAACGUAAGUGUAUGGAUAAUCUACCAUCAAAUGGAAAUGCACUAUUCGGUUCUGGUUCCCAUAAUUUCACUCUUACAUACAUUCGCAACGAUCCAUUCUCGGAAUUGUUCUUCUUUUUUGAAUUGAAGGCAAGUCCGGUGAAAAAAGAUCAUCAUGUCCAAAUUGUUUGUAAUUGGGCUAGACGUACAACAACAACAGUACGUACAACAUUACCUAAGGCACGUCGACGGAAAUUGACAACCAUUAGUGUACUACGUGGUGGACGGUUAAGUCGACUUGAUCUCAUUCGACAUCCAUUCGCAUCAGAAAAUGAAAUCAAUAGAUCUGACAAUGAUGACGAAGCCAUAAUUGAGAAUGACGACAACUCUAUUAUAAAUAACAACGAAGGCGAAGAAGAAGGAGGAGAAAAUACAAUAGAAUCACCGAAGCCAAACAAAAGAAAAUUAUCCAUAACUGACUCGCCCGUAUUGAUCACAACAACGGCAAGUUUAUCUGCCGAUGGUGAUGACGAAUGGUCUCGAAUUUCAUCCAUAGUUGAUACCGAAUCUCCUGCCUCGUCGGAACACUUAUUUUCGCUAGAUAACGACACAUUGCUUAGUUCUGCUCAAGCUUUAUUUACAUCAGCUGAACAAAACUCUCGUCAAAAAGUCACUACAAAGAAAUUUCUUGUUAUUCUUCUUUUGACUACAUUCACCGUCCUAUUUCUCUUCAUUCUCUACUGUCUCAAAGUGAAACAACCGAAGUUUAUCCAACGUAUGAAACUUCAACUCAGUGUUGCUUUCCUAUUCUGUUGCGAAGCUAGUAAACUUCUAUUCUCUACCUCGCAUAACCCACAGUCGAUGUCCCCUACUUCAUCAGAUACACUAACACAUCGUCACCACCAUUCAUCGCCGAUGGUUGAUUAUCAAUCAAGUGCAUAUUACAUGAAUGGCACAGCAAACAAUUGUCGUACUAUACAAAGUAUUUACGAAUACGAUGAUUAUGGUGAAAAAUCCAUUUAUAGUAUCUAUACCGAUAAUAAUAUGUCCGACGGGUCGGAAUAUACGACUAGAUAUGAUCGUUAUCAAAGUGGAGAUACUUGUUAA
Messenger RNA from Adineta ricciae, 1725 nucleotides. NCBI's taxonomy places the organism in Eukaryota, Metazoa, Rotifera, Eurotatoria, Adinetida, Adinetidae. The record is from the annotation of a GenBank genome assembly.